AUGGGGCCACUGGUUGUGUGCGUGAAGUCCAGUUCCCAUGUAUUCCAGACAUACGCCGGCGGUAUACUCGACAGCCAUGACUGCAAUACUACCAGCGCUUUGGAACACAGCCUUCUUCUGGUGGGAGAGGGUGUCGCCAAUGGGACCGACUAUUGGUUGGCUAGAAAUAGUUAUGGCAAGAGUUGGGGUGAAAAUGGUUACAUACGACUGGCUAAAGAUAAUAUACAACACAAACUAAAUGAUGGUAAUACGAUACCGGCGCUGGGCUACGGGACCUGGCAAUUAGUACCGGACAGGAAGACCACGAAUGGGAUCGGUAGUCAAGCGAAUGCUAUAAAGGCCAUCAAAGAGGCCGUUAUGGUUGGGUACCGACACAUCGACAGCGCCUACAUGUAUGACACGGAGAAAGUUAUCGGCGCUGCACCGAAAUAG
Molecule: messenger RNA, 432 nt
Organism: Oppiella nova
Lineage: Eukaryota; Metazoa; Arthropoda; Arachnida; Sarcoptiformes; Oppiidae
Source: the annotation of a GenBank genome assembly